AUGAACAUGACUAGCAUUCCUUCAGCAAUAUCAGACACCAUUCUGAACAUGACACUCUUGGAUCUGGUGCCUCACUUCCAAAGUUUCAGCCCAGGGGACUUUGCCUUGUGGUUCCAGACUUACCUUUCCUUCUUCCUUCCUGGGAUUGGUCCAAACACCCUGUCGAUCAUCCCCAUGAACAUCAGCUGUGACUCCUACAGAGAGAUAGUGAAAGGACUUGAUAAUGUGUACAGUGACCUCUCUGCAACACAGUCCGACACUGUCUUCAAUUACACACAAGACUAUCUCAAGUACCAGUCCAGCCAAGGCCUGAGCUGCUACGGCAGAGGAAGCUUCUACGUGUUCCUGAAACAGAUGUUCCUCAAUUUUGGAUUCCCUGACCUGAAAGAUUUCCUGUCUCUGAUCCCAGCUGACCGACAGGCAGAGCUUUUGUGCUCCAUCUCUCCGGAAGAACUCAGCGAGUUUCUGAACAGGCCAAACACAGUCAUUGAUGGUUCUGAGCUCUGCACACUCCUCAACAACUACAAUAGAACCAAUCAAUACCUGGAGAUGGGGUCUGUUUUAUCCUCAGCUUUGGCCAGCCACACGUUGGGGUGUGUGUGGCCUCGUGCUCUCAAUGCCUCGUCUCAGGCUGAUGUAGAACAGUGGUUUAAUGUCACCCUGGUUCACUACCUGCCCUACCUCAGUUCUCAGCUCAUCAGCUCUGCCCAGCUCAGUGGCGCCUCCUGUCUGUCAUACAGGAAACUGUGAGUAUUUGUUUGAUGUACCAUUACACAGGGUUGUCAGCACAAACACUGCCCCCUGUCUCUUGGCUAAAAAAUUGAGGAUCUGUACUAAAAUCACUUCUAUAUGUAUAUAUGUAUGUAUGUAUAAAUGUGUGUUUGUGUGUGCUUGUGAGCAGGGUGUCUAUCCUGGGGGACAACUACAAUUUUUCCACAACUGAUUUCACCCCAGCUGAUGUGUAUAGCUCCAUAAAAGUGUAUCUGAACAGCAGCGGUAAGAAUAACUAUAUCUCUCUUCUCUCUCUCUCUCUCUCUCUCUCUCUCUCUCUCUCUCUCUGCUGAAUAGUACUGCAUAUCCUUCAAUCGAAGCAAUCCAUGCUUCAUUUCCUAUAAUUGUGUGUGCACAGUAUGUGAGUCUCAACAUAACUAUCUGUAUGUGUAUCUUGCAGA
Messenger RNA from Pangasianodon hypophthalmus (striped catfish), 1172 nucleotides. RefSeq lists its product as uncharacterized. NCBI's taxonomy places the organism in Eukaryota, Metazoa, Chordata, Actinopteri, Siluriformes, Pangasiidae. The coding region runs from base 1 to 750 and encodes 249 amino acids. The transcript has 5 exons. The record is from RefSeq and is a predicted model, not a curated record.